CUGUUACCGUUCAUUAUACCUUUUGAAGUGUCGCGCUAGUAUGGUAUUUUAGGAAUUGAGGUACAAAUAUGACUGAUCGUGAUGAAAACGCUCCUCCAAGAACAACGUUAUUUGUAAGAAAUUUACCAUUUGAUAUAAAUGCUCAAAAACUAGAAGAGGAGUUUUCGAAGUUUGGACCUAUUAAGAAAGCUUUUGUUGUUAAGGAUAAAGAUAAUGCAAGUAGAUGUAGAGGAUUUGGAUAUGUACAAUUUGUUUUGCAAGCAGACACAGAUAAAGCUUUGAAAACAAAGCUGUGUAUUGGCAAUCGUGAUUUAAAGUGUUCUUAUGCAAAUAAAAAGCCGAAGCAUGAAAAACGCAAAAAAAUUGAAAAUGAUGAAAGUGAUCAAACUGAAAAUAAAAAUUUGUCAAAUGAAGAAAAUAUACAAAAGGAUCAAAAAGCAAGUUUUAGCAGCCAACCAAAUAAGAAUAUCAAAUUCAAAAAAAGUAUACCAAUCAUAGAUGAAAAUAUUCAAAACGUUAAAUCUAGCAGUGAUGAGAAAACCAAAUGUAUAAAAGAAAAGCUUACAAAAAGUAUAAGUGAUCCUAAUUUGCAAAACACAGAAAAUCAAAAACCAAAAUCCGAUCUGCAACGUACAUUGGUUAUUUCCGGAUUAACUGCAAAGGUAAAAAGAAAAAACAUUCGCAUACUAUGUGAACAAUUUGGAGAGAUUGAAAAUAUAGUUUACCCAGUUUCAGAUAGAGCAGAAGUAACCGCUUUUGUGCGUUUCAAAGAUUUCAAGUCUACCAUACGUGCAGUUCAAAAAAUCAAAGGUCAAAAAGUAAAAAAAUCAAAUACAUUAUCUGCUGUUUUGCUUACAAAGGAAGGGAAAUUUCCUUCUAAAAAAGUUCAACAGAAAUCUCGACUAAUUAUUAGAAACUUAAGUUUUAAAUGUGAGGAACAGGAUAUUCGUGAUUCUUUCUCAGUCUUUGGUAAAAUUAUUGACAUUAAAAUUCCAACCAAAACUGUUAAUAAUAAGUCACUUAAAAUUGGAUGCGCUUUUGUUCAGUUUGACAAUGAAAUUAAUGCCAAAAUAGCAAUGGAAAAGAUGAAUUUAAAGGAAAUUAAAGGAAGACCUGUUGUUGUUGAUUGGGCCAUAGAAAAAGAUGAAUAUCAAUCACAGAAAAAAGAGAAAGAAGUAUUACCAAACACAAAUGAAAACAUUUCUCAAAAUCAAGAAAAUGAAGAAAAACCUAAAAAAGGUUUAAAAUCUAGCAAAAAACUCAUAGAAGAUUUCGAAGAUAGUGUUGAAAAAGAGGAAAACCAGGAAGAUGAUAAUUCUAUGCAGAAUGAUGAUGAAGGAUUUCAUGAUGAUUCAAACAAUGAAGACUUUCAUGAUGAUUCAAACAAUGAAGAUAGUGAUGAUUUAUACAAAGAUGAUGAUGAUGAUAAUGAUGAUGAUGACGAAUUUGAAGAAAAAAUCUUACCUAAAAAACAGCUCAAGGAUGCAAAAGAAGGCAAAACUGUUUUCAUACGUAAUUUGUCAUACAACACAAAUGAAGAAGAAAUUGAAGAAGAAUUUGAAAAGUUUGGUGAAAUUGAAUAUUGCAAACUUGUUGUUGACCAACAAACUGGAAGUUCUAGAGGAUCAGCAUUUGUAAAAUUUAAAGAAGUUGAAUCAGCAGAAGCAUGUGUAAAAGAGACAAGUGGUGAAAACCAAAAUAGCGUUUCUAUUGACGGACGUGCUCUUGUUGUAUCGCUUGCUGUUACAAAAGGUAAAGUAAACGAGAUAGUUCGGGAAAAAAUGGAUGCAAAGAAAGAAACAGAUAAAAGGAACUUGUACUUAGCUUAUGAAGGUAUGAUUACAAGAAACUCACCGGCAGCCGAAGGUCUUUCGGAUGCUGAUCUAAAGAAAAGAGAGAAAGCUUUGAUUGAAAAAAAAGCGAAAUUAAAAAACCCAAACUAUUUUGUUUCUAGAACUAGGUUAAGUGUGCGAAACCUACCUCUAAACAUCAGCUCAAUAGAACUUAAAGAUGCUUUUCUUAAAGCUGUAAAAAAUGACGACAUUAAAAUAAAUAAUGUAAAAAUUAUGACAAGUAAAGACCGUAAAGACAGUAAAGGAAUGCCUCGAUCACUUGGAUUUGGAUUCUUAGAAGUCGGUGUUCAUGAACACGCUCUCGCAAUUCUUCGAGCGACAAAUAAUAAUCCGGAUUUGUUUGGCAAAAAUCGUCGCCCUAUAGUCGAAUUUGCUAUUGAGAAUGCAAAAGCUAUAAAAAUUCAAGAGUUAAAGCAGAAAAAGAUAGCGGAAAUGCAAAGUAAAACUGAAGACAGUCAAAUUAAUAAAAAAUCUGAACGUCAGAAGCAGCGCGAAAAAAAAUACAAACGCAUUGAAAGGUAUCAUCGUAAAAGAGAAGCAAAACGUUUAGAGAAAAUGAAAAGUGGAUUAAGCGAAAGUAAGUCAACUUUACCAGAAAACGAUGAAAAAUUAUUUACAAAGUCUAAUGCUAGCUUACCUAAAAAAGAUGUAGCGGACCUACUAAAUAAUAAAAGCAACAAAAAGAUUAAGCAACGAAAAAGAAAUAUGAGCGAAAUUAAAAACGAAACAAAUAUCGUGUUACAUAAAAAUCCACCUCGCAAAGAACGAGAAAAGUUAGAUGUUAAAAAACCAGAACGACCUGGUGAAAAACGGCGAAACGACGAAGAAAAUUUAAAAUUCCAUGUUAAAAAACCUCGUCCGAACAUAAAGGAAACGGUUGUGAAAAAAACUUAUCAGACCGACGAAGAUAAGUUUAAUGCUCUUGUUAAUAAAUACAAGAAUAAAAUAAUCCUUAAUGAUAGCGAGCAAAGUGCAAAAAAAAAAUGGUUUGAAUGAUUGUAUAUUUUAAUAUCAGUAUAGAAAUAUAAAUAGUAAA
Molecule: messenger RNA, 2889 nt
Organism: Hydra vulgaris (swiftwater hydra)
Lineage: Eukaryota; Metazoa; Cnidaria; Hydrozoa; Anthoathecata; Hydridae
Product: RNA-binding protein 28
Cellular component (GO): nucleolus
Molecular function (GO): mRNA binding
Source: RefSeq, a predicted model, not a curated record